Sander lucioperca (pikeperch) is the source of this 912-nucleotide messenger RNA. Its product is annotated as protein mono-ADP-ribosyltransferase PARP14-like. NCBI's taxonomy places the organism in Eukaryota, Metazoa, Chordata, Actinopteri, Perciformes, Percidae. Gene Ontology annotation, cellular component: cytoplasm; nucleus. The record is from RefSeq and is a predicted model, not a curated record. Gene Ontology annotation, molecular function: transcription corepressor activity. The transcript has 7 exons. Gene Ontology annotation, biological process: negative regulation of gene expression. Bases 129 to 788 code for a protein of 219 amino acids.
CCAGAGCCUGUCUUAGAAAUUCUUUGCUUGUUCUUUGUUUUCUGUUCUUGAACAUUCUUUAUUUUCACUUUUGCAGCAAGAACUUCCGCAGAUGAAUUAGUCUCUUGUGUUUCCAGCACAGUGUCAUCAUGGCGAGUGCAACACCUGCCUCCUUCGGUCAGGUGUCGUCCCCCUCCCUCGGUGUGUAUCGGAUGCAGAUGGGUCGGCUCACCCUUGAGGUGUCAUCUGGAGACAUCACCAAGGAGGCCUGUGAUGUCAUCAUCAACUCCUCCAAUCAGGGCUUUACCCUAAAAUCAGGAGUGUCGAAGGCCAUCUUGGACAGCGCUGGACUAACAGUUGAGCAGGAGUGCUCACAGAUUGUAAAUUCUCCGAAUUACCAGCCUGGUCCGUUCAUCCUGACGUCGGCCGGCCAGCUGCCCAGCACACACAUUAUCCACGUUGUCGGCCAGAAUGAUCCUGCAAAGAUUAAGGAUGUGGUUUACAAAGUGCUAAAGUUCUGCGAGGAGAACAAGUUCAGCUCUGUCUCCUUCCCGGCCCUGGGAACAGGUCAGGGAGGAGCCGACCCGUCGUUGGUGGCAGACGCCAUGGUGGAUGGGGUGGUGGACUUUGUGAGGAAGAAGCACCCGAGGUUUGUUGGCAGCGUAAAGAUCCUGAUCUUCCAGACGUUCAUGAUGGCGGAGUUUCACGGGAGCAUGAAGAGGAGAGAGGGAGAGCAGGUGGAGGAGAAGAGCGUCUUAACCAAGUUCAAAGACACUUUCACUUCUUGUUUUAUUGGACGUCGGAAGUAGAGACCCAGCAGGAGACUUUAAUAAGUGUCCUACUAGAGGGGAGAACACUCUGGAUCAUAUUUACUCCAACAUUAAGCACUUACACGUACAUAGUCAUACCCCUCCCCCACUUAGGCCAGUCAGA